Messenger RNA from Penicillium pulvis, 1110 nucleotides. RefSeq names its product DUF92 domain-containing protein. The coding region runs from base 28 to 1110 and encodes 360 amino acids. The transcript has 3 exons. Gene Ontology annotation, cellular component: membrane. NCBI's taxonomy places the organism in Eukaryota, Fungi, Ascomycota, Eurotiomycetes, Eurotiales, Aspergillaceae. The record is from RefSeq and is a predicted model, not a curated record.
GUUUCUCAUCUCCAACCUCCCCACACCAUGAAGAUCAUUUACGCUAUCCCCGUUGUUGGGGCUCUUGUUUACCGCGCCUGGUCAAAAAAGUCAUUGACUCCAGUUGGCCUUGUCUUCGCGGGCUUGUCGGCUGGUGCUCACGCUUUGCACCCAUGGUACACACCGUUUGCACUGCUCGCGGUGUUUUAUUUCGGGGGCACAAAGGCGACGAAGGUUAAACACGACAUCAAAGCUCGUCUGACACUCUCCGCGACCGGUACUGAUGGCGGCGAAGGCCCACGAAACCAUAUCCAAGUGCUGGCCAACUCGGUCGUCGCUACUGUCCUGAGUGUCGCACACAUAUACGUCCUGUCUAAGAAUACCUCUACCGAGUCCUGCUUUUCUUUUGGAAACAAUGCAGCGGAUAUCCUGAUGGUCGGAAUUGUCGCAAACUACGCCGCCGUUGCAGCCGAUACUUUCUCUUCCGAACUGGGCAUCCUCUCCAAAUCCAAACCUCGUCUGAUAACCUCGCUCAACUUGCGGGAAGUGCCGCCAGGCACCAACGGCGGCGUGACAGCCACCGGGUUGGGGGCUGGUCUACUGGGUUCUUUCACCGUCGCCCUGACCUCGGCCAUUUCCCUUCCAUUCUGCUCAGAGCGAUCGGGACUUCAGGAUCGUGCACUGUGGGUCGUUGCAAUGUCAUGCUGGGGUCUACUGGGUAGUGUGCUGGACAGUGUGCUCGGUGGACUGCUACAGGCCAGUGUGGUGGACAAGCGAAGUGGCAAGAUCGUGGAAGGGGAUGGCGGUAGAAAGGUCCUCGUUCACCCUGGUUCGAUGCAACCGAUCAGCACCUCGGCGGUUCCGUCUGGGGAGUCGACUGGUAGCUCCCAGCUCAAGGGGUUAGAAAGCGCUGCGAACACGGCUACCCUGCGUGGUACACGUGCGACGGGUACGUCCGUGGGCACGCAGCCUGGCCAUGAAGUGAGUCACGAGAGCCGACGUGUGGAGAGCGGACAUGAUUGGUUGGAUAAUAAUGGGGUGAACGUCCUUAUGGCACUGCUGAUGAGUGUGGGUGCCAUGGGCAUUGCCCAGUGGACUUGGAACGUUGAUCUGCAGGAGUUGCUUGUUUAG